This is a messenger RNA of Branchiostoma floridae (Florida lancelet), 532 nucleotides long. Its product is annotated as Bardet-Biedl syndrome 4 protein homolog. Lineage: Eukaryota; Metazoa; Chordata; Leptocardii; Amphioxiformes; Branchiostomatidae. The transcript is spliced from 3 exons. Gene Ontology annotation, cellular component: ciliary basal body. The record is from RefSeq and is a predicted model, not a curated record. Bases 33 to 425 code for a protein of 130 amino acids. Gene Ontology annotation, biological process: cilium assembly; protein localization to cilium. Gene Ontology annotation, molecular function: protein binding.
UUGAGCUAAAGUUUGUUGUUUUGUAGGCCAUCAUGGCGGCAGGGUCCAUGAUGCAGACCCAUGGAGACUUCGAUGUGGCUCUGACAAAGUACAGGGUGGCUGCUGCCAGCACACCCGAGAGUGCUCCGCUGUGGAACAACAUCGCCAUGUGCUUCUUUGGAAAGAAGAAAUAUGUAGCAGCCAUCAGCUGCCUGAAGCGAGCGGUGUACCUGGCACCGUUUGACUGGAAGGUUCAGUAUAACCUGGGCCUGGUGCAUCUCACCAUGCAGCAGUAUGCUUCUGCCUUCCACUACCUCAGUGCUGCUAUCAAUAUCCGCCCCAAGAUGGGAGAGCUGUACAUGCUGCUGGCAGUUGCCCUGACUCACCUGGAAGAUGAACAGAAUGCCAGGAGAGCCUAUGAGCAGGCAGUCCUCUUGGAUCAGUAAGCAACUCCUAUCAGUUUUUUUUAGCAUGUUUGUUUGAUCUAUGAUUGAAAAUUGUUUCCUAUUGACAACAAUAUACAUGUGUAUAACCACCCUGACCAAUACAAGCG